AUGUACAACAUCCAGGAAGAGAACGCCUUUCGAAAGGACUUGGCACCCGUCGCAUGGAUUGUCAGCAACUGCAGGACGAGGAACGGAUGCCGACAUUAUGUCGAGCAACUGUUGAAGCACAUCAAAGUAGACAUCUAUGGAAAAUGCAUGACGAACAUGGACUGGUCAGAGUAUCAGGUUAUGAGACGGUACAAGUUCUAUCUCAGCAUCGAAAACAAUUACUGCGCCAACUAUGUGACGGAGAAGAUCCAGCACCCUUACUCCGUGGGAGUUGUGCCCAUCCUGGACGGAUUCAAGGAUUACUCCCGUUUCCUGGCAACCAACCACUCCUCUCUCCGACUAGACGAUUUUGCAACAUCUAAGCAACUCGCUCAUCGCAUUCUUGAACUGGACCAGGACGACGCCCCCUAUAUGAUGUAUCUGGACUAUAAGGAAUCCACCACCUCAUUUGAGUCGUUGCUCCACCCAAGUCUACUCGAGACGUUUGAUGUCUCCCAAGGAAACUGGGGACCCGAUGGAGACGGAGCUCGUUGUAGAAUCUACAAGAUGGCACGCGAGAUGGCUGAGGGCGCCUACCAGUUCAACUCCAGCAAGGUCAUUGGCACCGACACGGCCUGCGACAUGGGAAAGUGGGCGCAUAUCGGUCAGAAAGCCGAGUUUAUUAUACAAGAAGCCGAGCGUAUACAAGGAACUGAGCAUCUCAGAGAGGAAGCCGAGCUGCACUGGUGGCUCGCUGCUGUGGUAAUGGCCCUGGGUGUCUUUACAUGCGUGAUUCUUAUCACUAUCUGCUAUAAGAGUCAUAGGGCGAGAUGGUCUCUCCAGGCGCUCGCAAACAACCUGACGCUGAAUGGUUGGAGAGAGAAGACGAUGGAUGAUGGUAGCGAGAAUGUGAGGACUACCAGCUUCUGA
This is a messenger RNA of Linnemannia hyalina, 909 nucleotides long. Lineage: Eukaryota; Fungi; Mortierellomycota; Mortierellomycetes; Mortierellales; Mortierellaceae. The record is from the annotation of a GenBank genome assembly.